This is a messenger RNA of Anisakis simplex (herring worm), 1086 nucleotides long. NCBI's taxonomy places the organism in Eukaryota, Metazoa, Nematoda, Chromadorea, Rhabditida, Anisakidae. The record is from the annotation of a GenBank genome assembly.
AUGAGUGAAAAAGAGGAGGAUGAAUGGAGUGUGGAUGAACUCAUUGAAGAAAAACAUCCAAAAGCGGAAAAAUCAGUGAAAACAAUGUCGAAAUUAUUCUUUAUGGUUCUUUCAUUCUAUACGUUGUCAAUAGGACUUACUUUUUAUCAAAAAAGGUUCAUCAAGACGUAUAAACUGCCGCUGCUAGUUGUAACAUGUCAUUAUGUGAUCAAAUAUGCCAUAGCAUUCUUCUCGCGUUGUUUAUUGGAGUAUAGAAAUGGUAAACGAGUACGGAUCGCUCUAAAGGAUCAGUUGAAAUGGCUGGUACCGAUCGGUGUUUGUGCUUCGUUUGAUAUUGGUUUAUCAAAUUGGGCACUUGAAUAUGUAACGGUGAGUUUAUAUACGAUGGCUAAAUCGAGUAGUAUAUUGUUCAUUGUCGCUUUUGCGCUCUUUUUACGUCUGGAACGAUGGCGGACAAGUCUUGGUAUAGCUGCCGUUCUGAUUGCAUCGGGUCUUUUUCUUUUCACGUGGAGAUCAGCUGAACUGGAUGUUCGAGGUUUAUUACUGGUUGAAUUGGCUGCUGCGUGUACAGGUGUCCGAUGGACUGUGUCACAGUUUGUGAUGCAGAGUGAACAGAAGUGUUCAUUGAAACAUCCGUUGGACAUGGUUACGCACGUACAGCCUUGGAUGAUUGUUGCCAUACUUCCGCUUGUUUUUCUCUUUGAAGGUUCCGAGCUGUCGUUUGAAAAAGUUUUUUUCUAUGGUACGAUGUUUGCACCAUUUCAAAUUCUGCUGCUUAUUUUGUUCGGUGGAUUUCUCGCUUUUGCACUGGAAAUAGCCGAAUAUCUUUUAUUGCUUCAUACUUCUGGAAUUACUCUAAAUAUAUUUGGGAUCAUAAAGGAGGUUAUUACGCUGUCGUUGGCUCAUUUCGUCAACGGGGACCGUCUUACGCCAGUAAAUGUAUUGGGUCUAUUGUUAUGUUUCUCAGGAAUGGCUUUACAUGCUUUAUCAAAGCAUCGCAAGCAGACAUCACGAACUGUCAGCAUUGCGCCUACGAUCAGUGAAUCGAAUGAUACCAAAUAUCUUUUGAAUGAUAGUGACACGUGA